This is a messenger RNA of Parasteatoda tepidariorum (common house spider), 1399 nucleotides long. RefSeq lists its product as uncharacterized. The record is from RefSeq and is a predicted model, not a curated record. Lineage: Eukaryota; Metazoa; Arthropoda; Arachnida; Araneae; Theridiidae.
UUACAACAACAUCAAUAAUCUAACGAGAAAUCACGUAAGGAAACUGCAAAUUGUAUAAUCAUCAAAAUAGAUUUCCUCCGUACUUUAAAAUUCUUUUUCACCUACUAUCCUUUGCAAAUGAAAAGGUGGCAAUUGAGAACGAUUAAGCUCUAUUUCCAAUUAAUGUUAUCAGUUGAGCGUUGAAGUGUGCGAAGGAAAUAAAAAUUUCACACUUUUGACACCCCACAAGACCCUGAUUCCGGGAUUGAGGGAAAAAAGGCGAGAAUGUAUGAAAGUAAGAAAAAAAUUUAGCGAUUAACUGAUAAUCGAAGGUGUGGAAACGCAUGGGUGAUUUGAAAGAGGGAAAAAAGUAGUCAAGAAACUGUUGGGUUAAGUAGUGAUCUAUAUAGACUGUGAGCUCUAUCUUUAGUUCUUUCAUUUUCAUCAGGAUUUUCAAACAAUAAUUUGGAAAAUGAAGUCUCGUUGGGUAAUAUUUUUUUUCUUUUUACUGUUGCAAAACUUCAACUUGGACACUUUCGUUGCCAGCUAUAAACAGCAUCAUGACUCAAACAUAGCUCACAUACUGGCAGCAGGUCUUAUAAUUCAAAUGCUCAGUCACCAACAACACCACAAGCAUCAUCAUCACGGCCAUCAUCACGGUCAUCAUCAUGGACAUGAAUCCAGGCACAAUGCAGAGAUACCUCAUCAUUCUCCACCGCAUCAUCACCAAGAAUCCAGAAUGCCUCAACCUCAAUACCCUAUGCCAGCCUACCCAGUACAACCUCUACCAUGGAAUGCCUAUGGUUAUGCUCAACAAGCACAAGACGCUUACGGUUAUGCUCAAUAUGCCCCCGCGCAGAACCCUUAUAAUUAUGCUCAACAAUCACAAGUACCUGAUCCUGGUAUACAGCACGCACAAACUGCUCACCAUCAGCAUCAAUUGCCUAUUUUGCCACAAUCAUCUCCAUAUGUUAAUUCGCAUGGAGAGCUGAAACAGCACGUAAUACAGUGAGCAAUGCCAUUGAAUUGUAGUGUAAACUAUUAAUUGGUGUAUAGUAACUGUUUAACCUUUUAAAUGGUUAAGAUAUAUUAAAAUAUGUCGUUUUUUCAUUUGUAAUAUAUGAAAUCAUUUUCUCUAUAAGAAAAUAUCAUUUGAAGUUGCCAACUGCGAAUCAAAGCUAUAUGAAAACAUGGAAUCUUACAAUAUGAACAAAUCUCAUGUAAUAUAAUGUUGAUGUAAAUAAUUUUUGGAAUAAAAUUAAAUUCAUCGAAUAAAUGCUUAAGGGGUUUAAUACUCAACUGUAAUAAUUUAUAGGUAUUUAGGAUAAAACUUUACAAUUGAAUGAAGUAAUGAAUUUAAAAAUUUGAUAUAUAGUUACAACAAUCGUUUCGAUAAAAAUCACUUAAAAAUCAAAAGAGC